Molecule: messenger RNA, 2712 nt
Organism: Panicum virgatum (switchgrass)
Lineage: Eukaryota; Viridiplantae; Streptophyta; Magnoliopsida; Poales; Poaceae
Product: probable receptor-like protein kinase At1g49730
Exons: 10
Coding region: 231-2264 (677 amino acids)
Biological process (GO): protein phosphorylation
Molecular function (GO): protein kinase activity; ATP binding
Source: RefSeq, a predicted model, not a curated record
CUGCUGGAGUGGAGACUGGAGAGGGUGCAGCCUGAAAACCCAGGAGGAGGUAGGGCUUUGUCACGGCGGAGAGGCAGCCUACUCGUACGCCGGAAGCCACGCGAAAAACAAAUCAUUGUCGCCCGCGACCAGCCGCCGCCCCCAGCGGCAGCAAACCCCCCUCUUCUUCCCCUUCCUCCACACUCCACUCCACUGCAUCCCCUUCCCCACCACCCCCUCGCCGCCUCCAAAUGCCGGCGCCGCCCCUCCGCCGCUCCUCCCCCAUUCCCCUGCUGCUUCUAUUGCUGUUCGUCUCAUCUCCUCUCUUCUUCUCCCCAAGCCCCGCUGCAACAGCCGUCGGAGAUUGCCCUUUGGAUUUUAGUUGGGCAAACUUCACAUUAGCCUCGGCUGCCUGCUCUGAUCCAUCCCAGCGGCCAGCCUGCUGCCGCUACAUCAAUGCUCUCGUCGCCAUUUCCAUUGCUCGCUACACCAAUGCCACCGGUAGGCUGGGCGUCCCUCCUGCCUUUGCAGAGAUCUGUCUCAGCUCAGUGUCCGAAACAUUCAAGCUGCGGGGCAUCCCCACUGACGCGGAUGUCUUUUGCGGGCUAGGCCCAAAAAUAAGGGUUUCAUAUCAGUGCGCUGGACGGGAUACUGUGCUGGAAAUGAUGCAAUCCCCGAAUUUCAAUGAUGUUAUUGGAAGCUGCAGGGGGGCUCUAUCACUGGAUAUCACCUGCAAGACUUGCUUGAAUUAUGGCAUUGUGUACCUUCAUCGCCUCAUCGGUUCAGAUGAUAAUGUUGCCCUGAGUGUGUGCCGCAAUGCAAUUUUUGUAACGCUUGCGACUCAAGAGGGUUUUCUUUCAUAUGACGAGAUUGUCACAUGCUUCUUUGGUGUCCAAGGAAUCACCACUUUUCCAGGACCAUCCUCUGUCACAUCUACUCCAGCAUCCUCUCCAAAUGUCACUGUUGAUUCUCCAGCGCCAAGGAUCAAGAGUAUUCCACAGAAACAUCAGCAGCAUUAUCGGAUUACAGCUAUUCCAGGGAUAGGGAUAGGGGUUAUAUUGCUUGCCGUGCUUCUGCAGAUCAUAUUAGUGGUACUGAUUCGUAAAAAGAGCAAAGAGCUUAAGAAUGCUGAAUUCCCUGCUCAGAAUCAAGAGAACACAUUUCAUCACAACCAAUCCUGGAGAUACCCUGAAGGCCAAUCACCAAUGUUCCAAAGGUAUAGCUACAAAGAAACAACUAAAGCAACGGACAAUUUCAGCACAGUUAUUGGAAAGGGAGGUUUCGGAACUGUCUUCAAAGCUCAAUUUAGUGAUGCCUCUGUCGCCGCAGUGAAAAGGAUGGACAAGGUUUCAAGACAAGCCGAAGAAGAGUUCUGUCGGGAAAUGGAACUCUUGGCUAGGUUGCAUCAUCGUCAUCUCGUGACCCUCAAGGGCUUCUGUAUUGAAAAGAAAGAAAGGUUUCUUGUAUAUGAAUACAUGGCGAACGGAAGCCUAAAAGAUCACCUGCACUCAUCUGGAAGGAAGCCAUUAAGCUGGCAGACUAGGCUACAGAUUGCAAUGGAUGUGGCCAAUGCUCUUGAGUAUCUCCAUUUCUUUUGUAACCCUCCACUCUGCCAUAGAGACAUCAAAUCGAGCAACAUUCUUUUAGAUGAGCAUUUUGUUGCCAAGGUUGCUGAUUUUGGCCUUGCGCAUGCAUCAAGAACUGGGGCCAUCAGCUUCGAAGCUGUGAACACAGAUAUACGAGGAACGCCAGGGUACAUGGAUCCUGAAUACGUGGUAACUCAAGAGUUGACAGAGAAGAGUGAUAUAUACAGCUAUGGUGUGCUUCUCCUGGAGCUUGUGACUGGACGGAGAGCAAUCCAAGACAACAAGAACUUGGUUGAGUGGGCUCAGAUGCACCUGUCCUCUGGAGUGAUCUCCCCUGAAAUGGUAGACCCGAGGAUCAGGUCCGAUAUUGACAUGGACCAGCUGCAUCUGGUGAUUGGCAUUGUCCAGUGGUGCACCCAGAGAGAAGGGCGGCAGAGGCCAUCCAUCAGGCAGGUGCUGAGGAUGCUCGCAGAGAGGCUGGAUCCCGGCAAUGGCAGCUUUGGUGAGGGAAUGGAAGACGCCGAGGGGGGCUUUUAUCCUCGGAGCAGCAAAAGUGGCGCCCAGCACCGGAACGAGCUGAUCCCCCACAGCGGUGACAUGAGGUCCCUGCAUUCCUCAUCGAGCACAACGAGAUCUUACUGCAGCCGUAGCAUGCUACUUGAAAGUGGGCAGACUCAAUCGCCCCCAGAAACUCUAUGACGAAAUCUGCUUUCUGCUUUGACACAGGUGCAAAAUUUUUGCCUGCUCAUGAUAAUGUCAAGGGUUCUGUCAGGUUGGGUACAUGUUGACGCUGAAGCGGCUCAUGGUGUUGUGCAAGUUAUAUAUACCAAGAAAAAGAAAAGGAUACUGUAAUUUGUGUGCUAGUUGAGGCGAAGCCAGGACAGAAGGUGGGAGGAAGAGCUGUUGUUUGAUCCUGCUGGAAGCAGAAGAAUGCAGGUCUGGUUUUGCAGAGACUGUUUGAGAAGGCAGCAGGGUUUAGCAUUCUUUAUAGAACAUGGUGUUGCUGGUAUGAGGAUGUCUGUGUGGAUCUUUUUCUUUUCCUCUCACCUAAAACUGUUUGCAGAUGGAUCUCGUCUGAGUAGCGUGCUUGGUGUCGGUGAAUGCGUUUGGCCACGUGGGGACAGUCAGUCCCAUGCAUCAUCGUAGG